AUGCCUGGGCGUGGGACACCCCAUUUUCGGCUGGUGCUCCAAUCGGAGAAAGACUUCUUUGUGAUGAAGCCCCGACUGGAGGAGAUCUCCAAACCUCCAGAGCUGGACUCCAUGGAGGAUGCGACUUGGGAUGCCUUUACUGCAAAGCUGAAGAACCUGAUCAAGGCGUACUGGAAUGAAAUUCUGCCAGGCCUUGGCCUCCUUCCGGCCAUCAUUGGUGGCAGUGUGUGCACCUUCCUAGCCUUCGGCAGCUUCGACAGCGCUGACGCCGACUCGACUGGAUCACAGAUUGCUGUCGCGUAUGCGUUAUGCAUUGCCGUGGCCUGCGGAAUAAGUGCUGGCAGCAACAUACUGAUCAAGAGAAGAAACCAGUACUUGGACACUCAAGUCCAGGAGCUCUGUGAGGAUCUCAGGUCUACAGUGCAUGGAGCCUUCACUGCGGAGUACAAUGUGGGUUUGGUGGGUUUGGCUUGUGGCGCUCAGAGCGGCAAACGAACACGCGAGCGGGUGAUUCUGAUUUCACCUGGGAUGGUCGUCAUGGAAGCAGUGGUUGUUCGAGAGCCGCCUGCGGGCUAUGCGGGCCAUGCGGGCCAAGCGACGAACUGUGUCGAGGGUGUACAGGAACAGCCCGUAAUUACAGCCAAGGUUAUUGGCUAG
Symbiodinium necroappetens is the source of this 657-nucleotide messenger RNA. NCBI's taxonomy places the organism in Eukaryota, Dinophyceae, Suessiales, Symbiodiniaceae. The record is from the annotation of a GenBank genome assembly.